Bolinopsis microptera is the source of this 2113-nucleotide messenger RNA. RefSeq names its product innexin inx2-like. The transcript has 2 exons. Gene Ontology annotation, cellular component: plasma membrane; gap junction. The coding region runs from base 107 to 1474 and encodes 455 amino acids. Gene Ontology annotation, molecular function: gap junction channel activity. NCBI's taxonomy places the organism in Eukaryota, Metazoa, Ctenophora, Tentaculata, Lobata, Bolinopsidae. The record is from RefSeq and is a predicted model, not a curated record.
UCUACUAGUAUCAUUCAGGAAAGAAAGUUAACUUUCCUUCACUCUCAAGUGAUGUAGUGCACGUGGGUGUCGUUUUACAACCGGGGUCACAGCUCUCGUAUACAGAAUGGGACUGUUUGAGGUUAUCACUUCCUUCGCUAUCGUCGGCAAGAACUUCAAAACAAACGUCUACAAAUUGAUAGGGGUAGACGACGGAUUCGACCGAUGGAACAGAGGUUUCAUGGUUUUUAUUAGCGUUCUGUUCGGAACUGCAGUGGUUAUGCAUCACUGGAUGUACGACGUCAUCAACUGCUUGGACUUUCAGUCGCCUCCCAACGGGUACCAACCCACUGAGGCGACAUCAAACUUCCAAAGGUUUGCGGAGGAGUACUGCUGGGCGUACGGAAUGUACACAAUAAAAGAAGCUUACGAUCUGGAGAACACCGCUACACCCUUUCCAGGGAUUAUCCCCGAGGAGAUGUCCGUGUGUAUGGAGAGGGAACUGGUGGGGGGAGGUAAAAUUAUUUGUCCUAAAGCUCACGAGAUGAAACCUUUUCAACGGAUAUAUCUCAGGUGGUACCCGAUUGUUUUCUUUUACUUCUGGAUCGGGGCCAUGCUCUAUUUUUUUCCUUGGAGGAUUUACAAGUUGUUGGGAUUACGAGAUCUGAAAGACGUGGUUAUGAUGCUCCAAAACAGACCUCAGUUCGCUGACGAUCUCCCAUAUUACGUGAACCGGGCAGCAAAGUGGCUUCACAACACACUAACAGUCUACGUUGAACAGCGAGACAGUCUCCGCGGUAAAAUCCUCCGACAUUGGUACCUCAUCCUGUUAGUCGGGUUUAAAUUCGUGUAUCUUGGUAUCAGUUUAGGGUUGAUGCACUACACCAACAAGAUGUUGAUCACAAACCACAACCACGGCGCGUCCUUCAUGAACUAUGGUCCGCUUUGGUUCUCAGAUGUGACCAACAACACCGCCUCCAGGUUCACCCCAAUACAGAACAAGUUGUUCCCAAAGAUGGUGGCAUGCGAGGUGAAAAGAUGGGGUGUUAGUGGACUGGAGGAGUGGCAGGGCAUGUGUAUUUUAUCUGGAAACGUCCUCUAUCAGUGGUUGUUUCUAUUCUACUGGGGUGCUAUUGUGAUAUCCAUCUUCAUUAACUGUGUGGCUAUUCUCACCAUUCUCUGCUCCGAGAUUCGCCCUAACAUCAGCUACGCUAGGUUCCUAAACUCUACCUACGUUGAGGAUACCAAACAACUCAGGCUUAUCUACCGGAGUAUCGGCUCCUCCGGCCGCAUUAUCCUCAGAGUGAUUGGGAACAAUGUGGAACCAAUUGUUAGUGAGGAGUUGGUUAAGUACAUGGUGAGGUUUAUGAUGGAUCAAGAGGAUGAUCAAGGGGCUGGGGAGGGUGAGGUCGUGAGUCAGAGAUAUAAACAGGUGCCAUUGUUCGAACAGACUUCUAGUGAUCUCCUCGAUAAGUUAGCUUUAAAUGAAACAUAGUUUAAGGCAUUCAAGCUUGUUUCGGCAUUAUUGGUGUUGAGUCAAUAAUGCAAAAGCAUGGAGUGUGGAUCAAAUUCAUGAUGUGUUGCUGAAGCCGAAAUUUUGUUUCUAAAUUUGACAAUGUUACUUGUAAAAAUGUUACUUCAUAAAAGUAAGCCAAUGCAAUCUAGUGAGUAUGUACUCAUUUUAAAAGACAAAAUCUACUUUUGGCAUUUAUAAAACAGGUAAUCCGUGAGUCUGAGCUGACUAUUAACCCUUAAUACUAUUCCAGUGUUCCAGUGAUUCGUUAGGCUGUGUUGCAAUAGUAACUUAUCCGACUCAAAAUCAAGUGAUCCGAGACUCAAAUCGGUAGUCGGUUUGUUGGCCUAACUAGAUCUUAUCGGCCUAACUUUAACUAGGUAUAUCGAGGAAAAAAACGGACGGAUGGCCUUUAUGAGACGUUAACGGCAGUUAAGUUUUCCAUUGUGUCAAUUCUCAAUUCUGCUAACUAGAAAUUUGUGUUUAAUCUUCAAGUUCUUACAGUUACAAAUAAAUAUAUAUCAUAAUUGUAUAUAAUAGUUUAUGCUAGAAAACUAAAAUCCCCUUUCUGGGAUUGCUCUUAUUAUAGAACAUGACAAUACGGUUAUAAAAUACCGUGUG